Chelonia mydas (Green sea turtle) is the source of this 2036-nucleotide messenger RNA. RefSeq names its product SLAM family member 5. The record is from RefSeq and is a predicted model, not a curated record. NCBI's taxonomy places the organism in Eukaryota, Metazoa, Chordata, Testudines, Cheloniidae. Gene Ontology annotation, cellular component: external side of plasma membrane. The transcript is spliced from 9 exons. The coding region runs from base 390 to 1529 and encodes 379 amino acids. Gene Ontology annotation, biological process: T cell activation.
GCUGCACCCCAUCCUAGCGCCACCGCCGGGGUUCUGGAGCGCAGACGUCGCUUUGACGCGGUAGUACAGGGGUUCUCAAACUGGGGGGAUCGUGACCCCUCGGGGUCGCAAGGUGGUUACAUGGGGGUCGCGGGCUGUCAGCAAUGUGGGGCUGACAGUGCCGAGCCCCCGUUAACUUAACCCCCUUUUUAAUUUAGAAGGGGUGGAGGGGGUCAAACUCAGAGGCUAAAAGGUUUGAAAAGCACAGUAGUAGUACGUAGCCUGGAAAUUCAUGCGCAGUGCUGUGGUUUCUGAGUGCUUUCUGUUAAAAGCGGAAGGGGCUACGCUUCUUGUCUCUGAAGCCUGGGAGUGUUCGAGCCACAGGAAACGGCCCUAGCUCCGGCACAGAAAUGGGGACACCUUGGUGUGUAUGGCUCACUCUCCUCCUUUUCUACAAAGCCGGAUCCUCCAGAGCAGAGGCAGGCACGACGGAGCUGAGCGCGAUUCUGGGGGGCUCCAUCACUUUCCCUCUGGGGAUCCCAGCAGAGCAAGUUAAAACUGUUGCAUGGACACGAAACACAACGAGGAGUGUAGUAACUGUAGCGGCAGGAAACCCCCCCCAUGUCAUUGUGUCAGACGCAUCCUACGAGGGACGCCUGAGCGUCCCUGCCGAGAGCUACUCGCUUCAAAUCAGCAGCCUGAGGAUGGAGGACACGGGCACCUACAAAGCUCAAAUCAGGACAGCUACAGACAUAGACAGACACUUCCUGCUGCGCGUGUUCAAGCAAGUACCGGAGCCAGCUAUCGUCUGUGACUCAGUGACGUGUGUGAAUGAAACCUGUAACUACAACCUGAGCUGCACCGUCAGGGAUGGAGGGGAGAAUGUGACCUACAGCUGGACUCGCCCAGCAGGGGGCGCUGUGGUGUCCAUUGGACCCAUUCUGACCAUCUUCCAGGGACCCCGUGAUGCUCACCUGGCCGUCACCUGCACAGCACAGAACCCCGUCAGUCACAGCUCCACAACGGCCUCUGCAAAGGACCUUUGUGUAGUUGCAACAACGCCACUUUACCACAUGAUGUCAACAACCACCCUCACUGUACCACCAUCUGCCCGUAGGGCUGCAAUUGCCGUUCCAAUUACUGUGGUCAUCAUCGUCCUUGUCAUCAUUGCUCUGUGGUUCCUGUACAAGCAGAGGCGCAAAAAAGAGGCCGAUGCAGAAACAAACACAGUUUAUGCCAAAGUCGGUAAUUCGCCACAGGUUUGCAGUAGAACGGGGACGCAGAAAAGGGGUCCGGAGACCAAGGAGGACGAGACAAAAACGAUCUAUUCCAAGGUCCAUCACCCAAACCAGUCGCCUCCGCAAACGGAUGAUGAGAAGCUGUGCAAGGAAGGCCUGGAAUCCAUGGGGAAGGGCGAGAAAACCAUUUAUACCACAGUCAACCAGCCAAACCCGGCACGUGGGACAAAGACCGCCAAGUCCACAGAUGCUGAUGAUUCUGCGGCCACUCCAAAACCUCAAGCGACAACAGAAUACGACAAGAUCAUCUAAUAGCUUGUCAAGGCAACACAAACAUGCAGCGAGAAACAAGGAAUAAUUGAGUACGCCGCAGACGACAGCCAAACAGCAGAGGAUCAAUGAGUAUAAUUUGUACAGCGCCUGGCACCAUAGGGUCCUAGUCCCUGGCUGGGGCACCUGUCAAGUACUGCAAUUGUAAUGUGGACAGAUCCCAGUCCUUGGUGGGUGGGAUCAAACCGGGGACCUCCGGAGCUUAAAGCAUGAGCCUCUACCGCAUGAGCUACAAGCCAGCUGGCUGUUAGCUGAGGAUGCAGAGCAGACUCAUUAACGGCUCUCUCUCUGCGUGGUCUAGGUGCUAGACAGACCACAUCCAGACGGUGUGUGGGUUACACGAUGCAAAUAAAAACCACAUACAGGCCCAACAAAGAUAAUAACAGAACGCCGCUAGCCGUCACCUUCAGCCCCCAACUAAAACCCCUCCAACGCGUCAUCAAGGAUCUACAACCUAUCCUGAGGGACGACCCGUCACUCUCACAGAUC